CGCAGUUCAAAGUCUGUCGGCCGCGAUUUCGUGUCUCGGUUGGUUUCCGUUCUCAUGGCGUCCGACUCGAUCGCGUUUGUGUCGCAUCCUCAAAGAAGGCCUCGCACAUAGGAGCAAGUCAGAAGACCUUCCCCAGAAGGUGACCGGACGCGUUCUCAGUUGUUCCAGUCAGGCGUUAUCAUUAGCCCUCGCCACUCCGGACGCCAGCUGCGCAUUUUCUUCAGCUAUCUGUACUGCGUCAGAGAUUGUCAUUGCAACCUACCUUGAAACUUGCGCCUCAACUUUGCAAGGAUUAUAAACACGACUACGUCACCAUUCAACUGUCAAAAAAAAUCGUCUAUGAGCUGGGGAUCUCCUAUUUUCAAGGAAGGAGUUGUGGAAGAAACCAUCAGUUUUUAAAUGUUCCCUGUCCUUCACAUUCAUUUGCGAGACUUCAGGGUUUUUUUUUGCCAACGCGUGAAAUGACUGCGCUUUCCAAAUUCAGAUUCUUCUCCUGCAAAUUUUGGACUGAGACGGCUUCAAGGAAAUUUGAGGAAAUAAAUAUCUGAGUACUGUUGUGACUCACCUGGGAACAUACAGCUUUGAAAAGGGGCACUGUAAUAAUGUCAUCCUCCACAGAGGUAACGCUGUCUCAGAACAGCUCCCAGCAGCGGUCUGUCAGUGGUGAUGUACUGAAUGGAAUAGGUAGUAAAGCCUCAACCCCUGAACUGAGCACCGCUGUAUCAGCUUCCAUGGGACUGUUCCUGGAGGAUUCUGAUUUAAAAGUAACAGGAAGUAUGGAAAACCAGCCACUGCUUGUUCCUAGCAAUUUCAGUUCGGGAGAAACUAAUUUCAGUCUUUUGGAUGAGAGUAUUGCAAAACUGAACAGGUCAUCAGGCGACUCAGGGUUAUUAGAGGUUGGAGCUGGCAGCUUUUCCCAAAAAGCAGACGAUUUAAUAGGAAUAGAUAAAAGUGGAUUACCUUUGGAUCCAGAUACCUUUGGGAAAGACUCUGAUUCUAAUCAGAGGAUUUUUGAUGACCAAAAUACCCUUGACAUACUGCAGGACCUUGACUUGCCCAUUUCCCCUAAAACUGAGAUGAAUGGCAGCCCUUGGAACUUAAAUGCUUUUUAUGAAGGGGAUGAUAAUGCUUUGCUCUCUCCACUAGUUGCAGAGGACCCUUUUCUUACAGAUUUACCAGUUGGAAAAGACUGCAAACCUUUUGUGAGCAAUGGCAAUAACAUCACAGGAGUUUCACUUCCCAGUUCAUCAAGUCCAUCUGUGAAAUUAGAGAAAGAUGGCUAUAUUCAUUUGUUCACACCUGGGGUUAUCAAACAAGAGAUGGCCACUACCAGCUACUGCCAAAUAAGCAAUCUGACCCCUGAUAGGUCCAGCCCGCUGAAUUCACCCAUAUCUGUUUGUGGUGUGAGCACUUCAGGGGGGCAGACCUAUCACUUUGGAGUGACCAGUUCAUCAGUGACGAAUUUACAGCAACAGCAAGAUCAGAAGCCUAUUUUUAAAUUAUUACCAUUUUCCACUGUGGCUGAGCCUUGGAAUAGAAGCGAGGAAUACAGGGAUUCCGCCGGAAAUACAGUGGGAAAUCAAGGUUGUUCUGCUGUCUUUGUGAGUGCUGCUGCAAGUUGUGCAUCGUCAACUUCAGGAAAGUCCACGGGUCCAGUCCGCAAGAUUUGUCUUGUCUGCUCUGAUGAAGCAUCUGGUUGUCAUUAUGGUGUCCUUACGUGUGGUAGCUGUAAAGUAUUCUUCAAAAGAGCAGUGGAAGGGCAACAUAAUUAUCUGUGUGCUGGUCGAAAUGAUUGCAUAAUAGACAAAAUUAGAAGGAAGAACUGCCCUGCCUGUCGUUUCCGAAAAUGCUUACAAGCAGGAAUGAAUUUAGAAGCAAGGAAGACUAAAAAGCUGAGCAGAUUAAAGGGGGUUCAGACAAAUGCAGAACAUGUGGCACCACUUCCCAAUGAGCAGCCCCAGCUUCUGGUACCCAAGUCUGUUGCACAGCUGACCCCAAGUAUGUUGUCGCUCCUGAGGGCUAUUGAACCAGAGACUCCAUAUUCAGGAUAUGAUAGUUCUUUACCCGAUUCAUCUUCACGCUUUAUAAAUGCACUGAAUCACCUGGGGGCCAGACAAUUGGUGGCAGCAGUGAAAUGGGCCAAGGCUCUGCCAGGAUUUAAAAGCCUGCACAUUGAUGACCAGAUGGUCUUGCUGCAGUAUUCCUGGUUGUUCCUGGUGUCAUUUAGCCUUGGAUGGCGCUCAUAUCAUCAGUCCAAUGCCAACAGUUUAUACUUUGCGCCUGACCUCAUUUUACAUCAAGAUGGAAUGAACAGCCCCAUAAUGGUUGACCAGUAUAGGCAAAUGCUGAAAAUUGCAAAUGAACUCUUGCGACUCCAGGUCUCACAUGAUGAAUUUCUCUGCAUGAAGGUCCUUCUACUACUUAGUACAGUUCCAAAAGAAGGUCUUAGAAGUCAAAAAAUAUUUGAUGAUCUUCGCAUGACUUACAUAAGGGAACUUGGAAGAGCCAUUGUAAAAAGAGAGGAAAACUCCAGCCAGAACUGGCAGAGAUUUUACCAGCUUACUAAACUCUUGGAUAAUAUGCAUGAAUUGGUAGGCGGUCUCCUGAGUUUCUGCUUCUAUACAUUUUUGAACAAAACCCUUAGUGUGGAGUAUCCAGAGAUGUUAGCUGAAAUAAUCAGCCACCAGAUACCAAAAUUUAAAGCUGGAAAUGUCAAGGCGCUAAUGUUUCAUCAAAAAUGACUGCCUUUCAACGUGUAAAGUUGCCUUAAAUGAUUUAAGUUUGAUAUUCCUCUUGAGGCUCAGCAAAGAAUGUGUUUGCCUUUUUGAACUAAAUAUGCACUACAUGGAGCACCUAAAUGGCCAAUGCAAGAGUGAUGGACAUAAGAAUAACAGCAAAUUUUAAACAUUUGAUAUUUAAUUGUUUUAAAAUUUUACCUAUAAAAUGUAAAUGUUAACUUGUUCAGAAAGGGAUUUUUUAAGGACAUUUUGUAUAGCUCAAAAUAUAAUUUUUUUUUUUUUUUUUGCAUGCACACAGCUAAAAGUUUACAGUUGUAUAUCAGAAAGGGAAAAGUUGUGCCUUUAUUAGCAUUUAAUGUCUAAUCUUAGCUGUUUUGUAGUGAUCACCUGUAUGUAUUUUGCGUACAGAAGAUAUCGCUUGGUCUCCUUUUUGUAAAUGAUUUCUUUUAUUAUUUGUUUUUGUAGUGGUGAUUUUGGUUUUUUUUUUUCCAAAGCUGUUUUUAUUUUUUAUAUAAGCCAUCUUAAGUGUCUCUAAAAUGUACAUUAUUGUAAGUGAACUUUUUGUUACGGAAAUAUAAUAACUCAUUUUAUUCCAUCAUCCUGAAGAGGAGUUUGCUCUGAUCCCUUGCUGAAUAUGAAACAUUAAAUCUGCUUCUGUUCUUAAAAGCCUGAAUUUGGUAAAUUUGAAAGCCAUCAAUCAACAAUGUAACCUAAAGCGGGUCUGUUAUUUCUUAAAAAUGACAGUUGGACAAAAAUACGAUAAAGAAAACAAAUUUACACCCUAGUUCCAUUAUCUCAACCCACAAACAGGGUUACCACCCUUAAAAUGUAAUUGAGGUAAAAUAUAAAGUUCAUACAUUUUAGAAACUACUGUCAUUAAUUAUGAAAUAUAUCCUGUCUUAAAUGACAUGCAGUUUUCUGUGGAAUGGAGUUUAAAAGCUGAGAUUCUGUCACUGCAUACAAACUGUUUACAGUGGAUGUCUUUGGAUUGCGAUUAACAGCCUUGUCCAGCGGUGCUCCUGUGAAUUUCUCCUGGUGUCUCUGUCUUACUGAGCAAAUAAGCUGUGUUGGGUCGAUACGUAAGCGUCAGUCUGUCCCUUGUUUUGCCUGAAAUGGACUUAAAAUCAUUCUGUCUGUGUUGUUGGUUUUAAUUCCGAUUAUAAAUUAAUGUAUGUCCAGUGUUUUUACAUAAUAAAAGUUCUGUAUUAUAAUCAGCUUAAAGAAUACACAUUUUCAGCUUCAGAUAAGGUAUCUAGAAUGCUUAGCCAAUGAUUUAAAAUGUCUAGCAUUUAAAACCAAAGUAUAACCAUUAUCUGAGUCUGUUGGAUUCGAUAUUACAAUUUGAUAAUUACUGCUGUGUCUGCACAAGCAACAGUAUCAAAGUAAAAUUUAAAACAUCGUGGUCAUAAAGACCUCCACAAUACUGCUACAUGAAGCAGGAGGCAGUACAUGUUGUAUAGGGCAGUUUUGCAUGAAGGUUUCAGCAUGUUUAAGAGUGCAAACCUUAGUUUGAUUCUUCUGAUGUUCUUUGCCCACACUGUGACCACUUUCAAGUUCCCAUCUCCUGUGAAAGGCAGUCGAUAUGUGCCAACCACUCUGGUCUGAAUCUGCUAUGGCAGAAGCAUAUCUUCGAUUAAAAAAAAAUUAUUUAAGAUAAAUAGUAACAAGCCAGAGGCAAAAUCUUAAUUUUAAUAAUAAUUAAAUGUAUUAAUAAUUGUAGGAAAAAAGAAAGGAAGUUGUCCCUCCAAAAAAUAAAUAAAGAGAGAGAGAGAGCUCCAGUGAAAGGCAGCCACCUGGCAUCUGAGAAUGUACAGUAUAGCGCACUGUACCAAAUAUAAGAAUGUCUAGAUUUCAGUAAUGUAAUCAAUCAUGUGUAUAUAAAUCUGGCAUUAACACUGAAUGUGUAAUUUUUAUUAUUAUUAUUUUUUUACCAUAGCAUGUUGGAAAAUUCUAAUCAAUAAACAUUUUUUUAUUGUAUGGUUGUUCUUGCUGGCAAAAUAUUUUACAUUAAGCUGAGAAAUGUUAAGAGGUGAUCAAAUAAGGCAAACAGUGAAUACAAGCUUGCAAAUUCUGACCAGCUAACUAAGUAGUGCAGACUCUCAAGAUAUCUUUGUAAAGAUAUUUUCUUCCUCUCAACUUAAAAAGUAAUAAGCUGUAAUGGUUUUAUAGUCCAUUCAUUACACUGCAGGGUUUAAGUUCCCAAAAAGUGGUAAAAAAUCUUAAGGGAUAUUUUCAUUCACAUUGUGCUCCCAUUUUGUGAACUCUGAGUUGUCAUUAGACAUGAGCACAAUCACUGAUAUUUUCCUUGUUAAAUCUUAUUGAUUUACAUUAUUUGAAUUUUAUUUCCUAAAUUAGGCUUAAACCAAAAGUAAUUGCAUGUGUUACACUCCAAAUUUCCCAAGUUAUUGCUCUCAGUGAAACUGUUUUUUGGCUAAUAGUUAUUGCCACCACAUUUGGAGUUAGCACUUUAAAGAAGAAUAUACCAGAACACUCUCUGGUCAAUGUGAAUAUUAUACCAGAUCCAGAAGUCCAUGUAUUCUGUUGUUUGAUGGUGCUACAAUAGAAAAAUUGCUGAAUUAGGAUCCCAGAUAAGAAUCAUUUAUUAAGUAAUUACGCUAUUUAGAUUCCAGUUUCUGUAGCCAACUCUCAUGUCAUUCUGUUUAUAAAAACGAGGCAAAGUCCCUUAAGCAAUGGAGGUGGAUUUACAUGGGCUCAUUUAACAUUUUGUCUUCAUGUCAUUUAGCACAACAGUAAUUGAACAAAUCUCAGGACAUUCUACUUGGACUGCUUCUUUGGAAACUGCACCGCCAGCAAUGGGACAAGUAGAGAUGAAACAGAGAAGCACGCCAUAGAACAGAAGAUGACAUUUCAUGUGUACAUUUCAGCAGAUCAGAGCAUCCAUCCUAUCCACAGGCAGAUGUUUAGUUGCUAUUUCAGUUUGGUAGACUCCUCUGUUGAAAUUUAUGCCUAGGUUCCAAGACUUCGAUUUGAAAUAAUGUAUAAAGCCAGUGAAUUAAUUAUACCAAAGCCAGGGUUGCGUUUUUCCAUCAUAAUUCCCUACAUAAUGCUGUUACAGUUGUGCCAUAGCUUGUUUAUGACUGAGAUUUUGGGAAUGAGAAGUUUUCUGUUAUUUUAAAGUCAGAUUGUGGGGCACUGGCAGUGAGUGUAAACAGUUAAUAUGCUCCUGUUGAAUAUCACUUUGUUCACACCAGCAAAUUAUGUGCAGAAUGUGGUUAUGUACUUCUACAUUUACUUGUCAUCUUGUGUUGUUUCACAACAGGAGGCCCACAGGUUUUAUUUUCCAACUCUUGAAAUCAAAGCUAGAGCCUUCAUAUCAGCCUUUACUUUAAUGGCACCCACAAAACAAAGUCACUUUUACAAGACACUUGACUAAAACAGGUGAUGUGAGAAACUUGAAAGUCCGCCUACUUAUGUAACCCUAAUGAAUAUCCCCCAUAAAAAGCAGACAUCUUCAUCCAAAGCAGGCCUUCACCUGUGCCACAUUAACUUACCAGAAUAUAAAGUGAAUACAAUCUAAAAAACACCCGGCCUCUUCUGGAAAGAAAGUAUGAGCAAAGUUUAAAAGUGGCUGCACAAAAAA
Molecule: messenger RNA, 6339 nt
Organism: Polypterus senegalus (gray bichir)
Lineage: Eukaryota; Metazoa; Chordata; Cladistia; Polypteriformes; Polypteridae
Gene: nr3c1
Product: nuclear receptor subfamily 3, group C, member 1 (glucocorticoid receptor)
Exons: 9
Coding region: 603-2741 (712 amino acids)
Biological process (GO): nuclear receptor-mediated glucocorticoid signaling pathway; regulation of DNA-templated transcription
Cellular component (GO): nucleus
Molecular function (GO): nuclear glucocorticoid receptor activity; steroid binding; DNA-binding transcription factor activity
Source: RefSeq, a predicted model, not a curated record